Molecule: messenger RNA, 823 nt
Organism: Marasmius oreades (fairy-ring Marasmius)
Lineage: Eukaryota; Fungi; Basidiomycota; Agaricomycetes; Agaricales; Marasmiaceae
Exons: 5
Coding region: 408-764 (118 amino acids)
Source: RefSeq, a predicted model, not a curated record
UUUCUAUCAAGAUAUUAUCUGACGCUCUUCAUCUAUCACUACGAGCAGCGGCGAAGGAAGGCUUCGAUCAUCAUGAUAUGUCAAGGGAUCGGGUAUCUGAAUGCCUCUCCGGGGAGGAGAACUAUCACCCAAGCUUUGAUGCAAACGACGUAACUGUCACUGGCCAAACACAAUAGAUUUUGGGGGAAGCUUGAUGAUGAGAACUUUGCAUCGCACGGGAUCGUAUGCGUUUUUUUUACCCAGGGUGAAUGGGACCAUAAAAUGUUUAAACUUAUCCCCUUCUCUUACUCAGGAUCUUACUUUUGAUUUCCCCCCCUUCCUUCCAGCUUCCGCACCCUCGUCAUGCUGGAGCGAGAUAGUCAUUAAAAAAACCCCACGAUUUUCCAAUCCAUCGCCCAUCAAGCACGAUGGACUACAACCACCCUUACACUGGAGCAGCUGGGUACAUAUCUGCACGGGAAUCCGAAUACAGUGGCUACGGUUUUGAUAAUCACAUCGUCCCCCAUCGUCAAUCGAAGACUACCAACUUUGACUUUGACGGCACUAUACCGCCUAAUCAAUCUUAUUCCACUGGCAGCUACCAUCGUGCGCACAAAACCCCCCAAAUGCGACCAUCUGUAGAAAUCCCAGAAAGUCACAGACCAUCAGAAAGCUAUCUUAAUCUGAUGACACCGACGCCAGCUAAACUGCGCUGGUUACGAUUCCAGACUCAUUUCAACCGCGCAUUAAAAAGGCUGAAACGCUGUUUACAUGGCCUUUUGUAAUUAGUAAAGAACCCUACUACCCUCCCUUCCAUCAUCUGCUACCUUUGAACUUUCCACGG